AUGUCAAUAUCAGAACUCACCGAGCAGCAACGAGCGACUAUCGGCGAUCGCGCGCGAGUAUGGGAAGUCCGACGCUUCUGCCAGGUGCUGCCAUCUGUCGUCAAAUACGUGCGUGGUUCGGACGCUGGCCUCACGAGCAGGCCAUUGGAGCCACACGGCAGAUACGUCAAGAAUGAACCAGACGGCGCGCUUGCUGCGUUGCUCCGUUGCGUCAUCCAUCAAACGGGCGCUGAUCUGGCCAUGGUCAGCUUGCUAGACGACCACACGCAAUACUUCAUCUCGGGGGCCAGUCGGGCCAACGCAGAUGAAGCCAAGGUCACCUUGGAAGACUCAACGCGAUGGUACGGAUGCGAGUCGGUAACUCAUCACGGUGGUCUGUGCGAGCGUACCAUCACGCGGCAGAAUGAGCCAGGCGGGAGCAUGGCACUCUACGAAGAGCUUGAUAUGGCUGAAUUGGAGAGAACCAAACAUCUCCCAUUUGUUCAGGGUGAUAUUGCCAAGUUCAGACAUUAUGCUGGUGUUCCUUUGAACCCCUAUGGAGGACCAAACAUUGGCACUGUGUUCACGUUCAGCUCAACGCCGUCGCACGGUGGGCUCUCGGACGCCCACCGCUCGUACUUGUUUGAGACAGCGUCACACAUUAUUCGUCAUCUGGAACAAGCAGUAGAAGCACUGGAGGGUAAGCGUGUGCUCAAGUUCAACCAAGGUGUGGCUUCUCUACUCAAGAUGGGUACGAGCGCAGGACUGGCGGCUCAGCCUGCUCACAAGAAUCUUUCAUCAGGCGGCCAUACUGAACAUGAAGUUCUGGUGUCAAACCUCUAUCCCGCUGCAGCUCUGCAGCUGUACCAUCUUUCAGCUACAUUGCUCUACGAUACUUUCGAAUUUGACGGAGUUCGCAUCCAAGAGUUGGGCUCCUCAAGCAACAAGAACCCCAUCUGGAACGGCUCCAACGUGCUAGCCGAGCAUCUCGGACCAAAAGCGCACAGGCCUCAAGAACUAAGCCACAGUCUGACAAGCAGAUUGCUUGAAUUAUUUCCACAUGGGGCUGUGUUCCAAUUACUCAAUGACACUAGCGACAUCGUUGUUGCUACGAGCGCAGACGACGUCGCUUUAGUUGAAGAUACCCUCAUACUCAAGGAGCUUUCGAAAACCUUCCUGCGGGCAGAGCAGAUCGUCUUGAUGCCACUGUGGGAUGCGUUUCACGAACGUAAUAUCGGUGCGGUCCUCGGGUUCGCCGAGAAUCAGUCAAGAGUCUAUCUCGGCUCGACGGAUCUUGCUUCCAUUUCAGCAUUCUGCACCACGAUAAUGACGCAAGUGCGGCGUCUCGAAGCUCAAGCUAUAGACAAGAUUAAAUCAGACUUUCUCGGAUCGAUCUCACAUGAAAUGCGGACACCUCUUCAUGGCAUACUAUCAAGCCUUGAGCUUUUAGCGGACACACCACACAACGCACACCAACGCGACCUGCUGGAGACGGCAAGAUACAACGGCGGUAAAGGCAUCUCUUCCGGCUUCAUCCGCCAUUCAAUCUUUGACCCAUUUUCUCAGGAGGAUCCCAUUGCAGAAGGUACUGGCCUUGGACUUUCCAUUGUCAAGCAAACAGUCACUAUGCUGAGUGGUGAUGUGCAGAUUGAGUCAAACAAGAAAGAAGGCUCUACAUUCACUGUCACACUCCCAUCGAGCCAGGCACUUUGUGAGGCAUCAGAAGAUGUGUCAGGGAGCUCAAAUUCGCAGGCUGGUACUGCUGAGCUACACCAGCUUGACAUGAGUCUCUUUACACCGACGCGCUGGAGAUCAGGAGACUCCUUACGGGACCAGCGAUGUACUGCUUUAUUGUUGGGCUCACUUGCGAAGAGUCUAAGCCGGUGGUUCCACAUUCGGGUCAUUCCUUGGGAAAGUGCAAGCAGAGCCUCGCCGUGGCGCUUGCUUGUUGUUUUGGAGGAGGACGAAGACAGUGCACUGCGGGCUCGCGGUGGCGCAUCUGACGAUUACGAGCGCAUCCGUCUCUGCCCUGAUGUACAGACCGCUCCCAGGCAGUACUCAACGCCUUUGAAGGGUGUCGCGACAAUUGCGGGUGCGGUGACUAGUUCAAAAAUCCAGGAUGCGCUGGCGCACUUGUAUCCUAGCCAAGUCCCCCCCUCUGAGCUUCGCCACAACUCCGACCAGGAAUCAGUCGCGAAAAUCUAUGAUCAGCAACAGCCAGUAGAAGGGAGCCGCAGCCAAUUACGCGGAGACGCAACCGACGAAUGUCGUGCUGCGCCAACAGCAUUGCUGUCCCGGUUAGAACUCGAGAGGAGCCCCCAAUUAGACGGCGAGGAAAGCGGUGGGCAGCCACUGGCAAUGCCAGCCGCCAGCCCAGCGGUCACUCCAGAGAUGAACAUGGCAGCAAGGUCUAAUGGAGCCCAACCCGACCACCGAGACGUACAAGCGCAUACUGAGCAAGCAGAAGAGGCGGCAGUCUGUACAUCACCAGAGGCAGCUGUGGCAGAGCCUAGGCUGCUGCUGGUAGACGAUAACGCUGUAAACCUCAAGGUUCUUGCCAUGUAUGCAAAAAAGUGUAGCAAGGCAGGUGCAACACCUGUCGGCGGUGGCCAAGAGGCCAUCGAUGCCUUCAAGAACGCCAACGGGUCCAGCGACGACACGGCUCCGCAACCUUUCGAUCUCAUUUUCCUCGACCUCUCUAUGCCCGAGGUCUCGGGCUUCGAGGUUGCGAGGGAGAUACGGAAGACGGAAGCGCGGUCAGGGUGUAAGAGGACGUACAUAUGCGCACUCACCGGGCUGGUGAGCGAAAAAGACCGCAAUGCUGCGUAUGCUUCGGGUGUAGAUAACUACCUUGUUCGACCAACGAGGCUGCAGGACUUGCAGGGCGUCAUUGAGAUGUGGCGGGAUAAAUCAAGCGAGAAAUGA
Messenger RNA from Alternaria conjuncta, 2904 nucleotides. RefSeq lists its product as uncharacterized. The record is from RefSeq and is a predicted model, not a curated record. NCBI's taxonomy places the organism in Eukaryota, Fungi, Ascomycota, Dothideomycetes, Pleosporales, Pleosporaceae. Bases 1 to 2904 code for a protein of 967 amino acids. The transcript is spliced from 3 exons. Gene Ontology annotation, molecular function: phosphorelay sensor kinase activity. Gene Ontology annotation, biological process: phosphorylation; phosphorelay signal transduction system.